AUGAAGCCUGUGGAAUUGGAUGGAAGAACGGGUGAGGGUGGCGGGCAAGUCGUUAGAGUCGCGGUUGCCAUAGCUGCUUUGACAGGGCAAGCGGUCACAAUCACCAACGUGAGAGGAAAUCGUGACCGCGGCGGUGGUCUCAAGAGCCAGCAUGUCACCAGUAUCCAGUAUCUUACGGAGAUAACCGAUGCAGACGUUGAUGGCCUAAGUGUAGGAUCCAAAACUGUCACAUUCGUACCAAGACGAACACCCACGGAAUUACACCAACGCAAUAUCAAAGUAUCCGCAGAAUCAGGUUCUGCAAGCACACUUCUCAUACUCCAAGCUAUCUUGCCAUUCUUGGUCUUUGCGGGAAAUGACUCUGAGGAACCAGUUGAGCUUCAAAUCUCCGGCGGAACAAAUGUCUCAUUUUCCCUCAGUUUCGAAUAUCUGGAUCAGAUACUAUUGCCAACAUUAGAAGAACGGUUCGGCAUCCAGGUAGAGAGAACACUAGAGCGUCGUGGGUGGAGCAUGGGACCUCAGUCCAGAGGGCAAAUCAGUCUGAAAUUCCACCCAUUGAAGAUUGGUCAGAGCCUGCGAUACAAGGCCCCGGGGAAACUAAAAUACCCCGAAUCCUACGAGGUCAAGUCUGUCGAUGUCAGCAUGGUGGUGCCUGGUAGCAUGCAUGAGAAGCUCCAGGCAUCACUGACAAAAGAUCUGGAAGAACUGUUCCCGUCAACUGAAAUCUGCUUCAAGCUUACUGAAGACACGAACCUGGAUUCACGCUGGUACAUACUCCUCGUCGCACACUCCACAUCUGGAAUUCGAUGGGGACACGACUGGCUCGGAUCUCUGCCGAAGAAGACGAAUAACAGGGAUCGGUUCACGGAUCAGGUUUCAAAGCAGCUAUGCCGAGGUCUGUAUAAAGAGAUAGAGGUUGGGGGUCAAGUAGACGUUCAUCUUCAAGACCAAGUGGUCGUGUUCCAGGCACUUUGCGAAGGAUAUUCCUCGUUUCCUCGGCGUGACGGCCCAGGCGAAUCAUCUUCUGAGGCGCUAAUUGAUAAUAUGGGAAAUCUUGAUAUUGGAGGCGAUAGAAUGAGAAAGGAAAAGACUCAUGAACCAUUUGGUUAUGGUUCGCUACAUUCACAAACAGCAAGAUGGGUUGCUAGUGAGAUGCUCCCGAACGUGGAAUUUUACAAUAAAGGAGACAUAGUCAAAGGCGCAAGUAUAUCAAUGAAAUAG
Molecule: messenger RNA, 1221 nt
Organism: Fusarium venenatum
Lineage: Eukaryota; Fungi; Ascomycota; Sordariomycetes; Hypocreales; Nectriaceae
Product: RNA 3'-terminal phosphate cyclase domain-containing protein
Biological process (GO): RNA processing
Cellular component (GO): nucleus
Molecular function (GO): RNA-3'-phosphate cyclase activity
Source: RefSeq, a predicted model, not a curated record